AUGGUGCAGCCGUGGCCGGGGAAGCGGGACCCCUGUCUGUCCCCGUCCACCUUGGCUUUGGGAAAGCUUCUGCACCCCGAGGGAGGGGAGAGCCCCCCGAUACGCCCCGAGGAGCCGGGGCAGGAGCACGGCCGGGGGUUGACACCUCCGAGGGCUUCUGCUGUCCUGCCCACGCGCUUCUGCACCCGUUCUGCACCCCGAGGGAGGGGAGAGCCCCCCGAUACGCCCCGAGGAGCCGGGGCAGGAGCACGGCCGGGUGUUGACACCUCCGAGGGCUUCUGCUGUCCUGCCACCCUGCUUCUGCCCCAAAAAAGACGAAGGCAAUUUAUUUUUUCUUUUAACAGCUGCCCCUUCCUUGCCCGUCACUUGACCCUGGCCAUCCCCGUCAUUGCGGCCAUCCUCUUCUUCUUCGUCAUCAGCUGCCUGCUCCAGACAAGCUUCAGAGACCCCGGUAUCCUGCCCAGAGCCACCCCGAGUGAGGCCGCAGACCUGGAGAAGCGCAUCGACAGCAUGGGUACCUCCACCUACCGCCCGCCGGCCCGUACGAUGGAAGUGGUCAUAAACAAGUACGUGGUGAAGCUCAAGUACUGCUACACCUGCAAGAUGUUCCGCCCUCCGCGCACCUCGCACUGCAGCGUCUGCGACAACUGCGUCGAGAGGUUUGAUCACCACUGCCCCUGGGUGGGCAACUGCGUGGGGAAGCGCAACUAUCGCUACUUCUAUGCCUUCAUCCUGUCCCUCUCCUUCCUGACAGCCUUCAUCUUCGCUUGCGUCGUCACCCACCUCACUCUGCGCUCUCAGAGAGACGGAUUCCUCGCCACUCUGAAAACGACGCCUGCGAGUGUGCUGGAGCUGGUGAUUUGUUUUUUCUCGGUCUGGUCCAUUUUGGGCCUCUCAGGUUUUCACACUUACUUGGUCGCCUCCAACCUGACAACGAACGAAGACAUCAAAGGCUCCUGGUCAAGCAAGAGGGGCUCGGAGUUUGCCAAUCCCUACAGCCAUAAAAGCAUCCUCACCAACUGCUGCGCGGUGCUGUGCGGGCCCUUCUACCCCAGUUUGAUAGACAGAAGAGGGUUUAUCCAGCCAGAUGUCGGGACGCCAUCCAGUCCGAAGAGCGAAAUCCCUUCCUUUGGAGCCAAAACUGACACCAGCAUGGUAGGAGGCAUUCCCUAGCAGAGCUGUGACGUAGCCCAGCGCCUGCACCUCGCUCCAGCCCGUACCGUCCCCUCUUGCCACCUCCCUGGCCUCAGGCGGGACAGCCCUGUGAUGCAGAGCUGCCAGAGACUCAGUCGAGCCAUACGUUGCCUUUUUUUUUUUUUUCUAA
Opisthocomus hoazin is the source of this 1324-nucleotide messenger RNA. The record is from RefSeq and is a predicted model, not a curated record. NCBI's taxonomy places the organism in Eukaryota, Metazoa, Chordata, Aves, Opisthocomiformes, Opisthocomidae.